Molecule: messenger RNA, 996 nt
Organism: Aethina tumida (small hive beetle)
Lineage: Eukaryota; Metazoa; Arthropoda; Insecta; Coleoptera; Nitidulidae
Product: homeotic protein ocelliless-like
Exons: 1
Coding region: 1-996 (331 amino acids)
Biological process (GO): regulation of transcription by RNA polymerase II
Cellular component (GO): nucleus
Molecular function (GO): DNA-binding transcription factor activity, RNA polymerase II-specific; RNA polymerase II cis-regulatory region sequence-specific DNA binding
Source: RefSeq, a predicted model, not a curated record
AUGGAUACAUAUAACCUAAUAGAUGUGUAUCAUCCACAAACGGGCAAUAACUUGAUGAUUGUAAAUCAUCAAGUUGUUGAUCGUAACGUGAGUCCAUACAUUAAUAUGUGUUUAAAAAAACGGAAGCGCCAUACAUUUACUAGAGGACAGCUGGAUGUCUUAGAAAAUAUUUUCUACACAAAUAAAAAACCAAGCAAGGAAAUGUUGGAUGAUUUGGCACAACAAUUUGGCUUGAGCCCGUACCAAAUAAAAAUUUGGUUUAAAAAUCGCGUAGCAAAGUUGAGGAAAUCAGGGAAUAUUGAUAAUGUACAUCAGGAUUAUAUGAUUGGAUCACUACAACAAGCGUCCAGCAGUGGAAAUUAUCCACAAACGUCCAGCAGUGGAUAUUAUUCACAAUCGUCCAGCAGUGGAUAUAAUCCACAAGCGUCCAGCAGUGGAUAUAAUCCACAAGCGUCCAGCAGUGGAUAUAAUCCACAAGCGUCCAGCAGUGGAUAUUCGCAACAACCGUCCAGCACUGGAUAUUCGCAACAAGCAUCUAGAUAUUCACAGGAAGAAUCCAACAGUGGAUAUUCACAGGAAGAAUCCAACAGUGGAUAUUCACAGGAAGAAUCCAACAGUGGAUAUUCACAAGAAGAAUCCAACAGUGGAUAUUCACAGGAAGAAUCCAACAGUGGAUAUUCACAGGAAGAAUCCAACAGUGGAUAUUCACUACAAGAAUCCAACAGUGGAUAUUCACAAGUCUCCGAUAGUGGGUACUCACAACAAUACUCUGACAGUGGGUAUUCACAACAAGUUUCCAACAAUGGAUAUUCACAACAGGGACCCAACAGCGUAUAUCCGCAAGGGGGAUACACUAAUGUGUGUCACACUAGUCCAGAAGAUGUCAGUCCGGAUGAUUUUUUUCGUCGACUUUCACAUCAUGAUAUGGAAUACAUAAGUAGAAUUGUGUUAGAGGACUGUAUGUAUGCACAAAGUUUAACGGGACAAUAUGAGUAA